GCUUCUGCCUGGUGACGUAUUUUGUCGGCGUCCACUGUAGUUCUACUAACCCGGUGGUGUAAAAUGGCGCCCGGGCGGCCGUCUUCGAGGUUGCGGACCGGAGGAUUUGCGGCGCGUGGGGAAGGGACUCCUCAGGUCAGAUUCGGAAACCAGAAUGGGAAACGCAGGACCUGGCGGCCGAAUCACCAGCAAGCCUUCCUAGGGAGCGUGCGCGAGGGACAGGGUUUUGCAUUUCGGAGAAAACUGAAGAUCCAGCAAAAUUACAAGAAAUUGCUGUGGAAGGUAAAGAAGGCACCAACAUCACAGGGAUCCCAGUUCGAAGAUCAUUACCCAGAGCAUCUGAAACACCUGUAUCUAGCUGAGGAAGAAAGACUCAGAAAACAGCAAAGAAAGAUUGACCUUGCUCUGUCAGAAGGACAACUUGACCAGCCUUUGCCUGAGGAGGAAGGCAACACUGAGCAGGCUGUGUCUGAAGAACAGUCGAGUGUUUUCCAGCCUCAGCCAGAGGAGCCGAGUACAGUAAAUUCUGUGACUUUUCCAAAGAAAAAGAGAAAGAAAACUUCAAACCAAAAGGCACAGGAAGAGUAUGAACGAGUACAAGCGAAGCGUGCUGCUAAGAAAUUCGAAUUCGAAAUGAGAAAGCAAGAAAGAGAAGAGGCUCAAAGGCUCUACAAAAAGAAAAAAAUGGAAGCUUUCAAAAUACUGAGCAAAAAGACUAAAAAGGGCCAGCCUAACCUGAAUUUACAGAUGGAGUAUCUUCUUCAGAAAAUACAAGAGAACAGUUGAAGUGGAUACUUCGUCUUUAAGGAUUGAGUCCUGACUGACUGUCGCCCCCUUUUGUAUGUGUAUCAGGAGCCUCCUAGCGGUGAACUCUUGUUGACAUCAAAUGGA
Messenger RNA from Rattus rattus (black rat), 891 nucleotides. It is a transcript of the gene Ccdc59, whose product is annotated as coiled-coil domain containing 59. Lineage: Eukaryota; Metazoa; Chordata; Mammalia; Rodentia; Muridae. The record is from RefSeq and is a predicted model, not a curated record. The transcript has 4 exons. Gene Ontology annotation, cellular component: nucleus. The coding region runs from base 64 to 786 and encodes 240 amino acids.